Messenger RNA from Emiliania huxleyi CCMP1516, 1510 nucleotides. RefSeq lists its product as hypothetical. The record is from RefSeq and is a predicted model, not a curated record. The transcript has 9 exons. Bases 42 to 1358 code for a protein of 438 amino acids. Lineage: Eukaryota; Haptophyta; Isochrysidales; Noelaerhabdaceae. Gene Ontology annotation, biological process: protein folding. Gene Ontology annotation, cellular component: cytoplasm.
CGAGCUGUUGGUGUGGUCCAGCCUCCUCGCUCGGGCCAUCCAUGGCGUACACGUGGAGGCAGGACAACGCGACUGCAACGUGCGGCAUCGUCGUGCCAACCGGCACCGCCCACAGCCAGCUCAAGGUCGUCCUCUCCCGCCGCCGCCUGACACUCGAGCUCGCAGGCUCGGGCGUCCUGCUUCGCCGCCGGCUGUUUGCGCCCGUCGUGCCGCGCCGCACACGCGCCUACACGCUGUACGUACCGGAGAGCGGCGCGGAAUCCACGGAGCUGCGACUCGUCCUCUUCAAGGAGAAGGUCGCUGGCUGGAGCUCUCUCUUUUGCGGCGACGGCCGUAGGCAGCACCUGCAGGAGUCUCUCGCGGGUGAGAAUGCUCCUGUCUGUGCACUGCCCGAGCACGAUGGCGAGGAGCGAGAGUACCCUCUGCCGGGCUCCCAAGCCAGCUGCGACGGCUGCGCCUCCACUGUCCGCCGCUUCUACCACUGCGUCGAUUGCGGCGUCGGCGACAGCGCCUUCGACUUGUGCAUGCGCUACUACGGCCCGGAGCACCGGCGCACCUUCCCGCACCACGAGCUGGCGGCGCCGAUCACGCGCAAGCCGCCUCCGCAGCCCUCGCCGGGAGGCGCGCCCGGCAACGGCAUGCUGCAGCGGAGAGACAUGCUGCAGCAGCGGGCGGAGCCGGCCGCAAAGCCUCCCUCUCGCGGCGGCGGCGGCGGAGCGCUGAUCAAGGCGGAGGUUCCGCUCGAGGCAAACACGACCUACUCGUGGUCGCAGACGGACGAGGAAGCCGCCGCAGAGAUCAACUUGCUCGUGCGCAUCCCGCCCGACAUGGCGCGGAGAGACAUCCGCGUCGAGAUCAAGCCGCUGCUGCUGCGGAUGGUGGCGCGCGGACACGUCCUCCUCGCAGGCUCGCUCGACAAGCCUGUGGUGGCUGGCGAGGCGCGUGGACACAGCCCCGCACCUCGAACGCCCGCGCCAGGAGAGCGUCACCGGGGCUCGGCUUGUGUGGCAGGCGACGUGGACAUACGAGCCGGGCGAGGUCUGCGACGACGAGCCGUACCAGGGGCGGUACAUGGACUUGUCGCCGGAGGCGCGCAAGAUCGUCGACAUGCACCGCAACUUCAACCACGCGCGCGCGACGGGCAAAGGCGACUGGGCCACCGAGCUCGAGGAGGAGAUGAAGAUGAUGCGCUUCUCGUGGGGGGCCGAGAACAAGGACGAGUGGGAGCGGGAGUAGGACGAUCAGCGAGCCGAGGAGACUCAACGAGAGCUGUCAGCGAGAGCCAGGGAGGGGGAGGACCUCGCCGCGGGCUCUCUCUCAACUGCACCCGUGAGAGGAGCGAGAGGGCAGGCCGGUAAGAAGAGGCCGUGGUAGGCAAAGCCGGUAAAUGCCGAGAGAACUGCUUUGUUGUGCGGGCCCCCGGCCCGUUGCGACCACACUGGUAGGGAUGGGAGGAGGACAGCGUCCCACCUUGCUGGCCUUCGCCACGAAAAUGGAAAAUGCAAAAUCG